CCAUUUAUUUUUUCUGCCGGGUUUUCAUGCUGGUUUCUUUUUCUUCGUGUUUUUUUGUUUUCCCCUUUCUCCUUUCCAAUUUCCUGGUUUUGUUUUUUCAAUUUCUUUGGGAAAUAUGUGAAUUUUCCUACAAAGUGUAUGAACAUAAAUCAAUCGCAUGUGAACCCUUUUUGGAAACCACUAAACUUUUCUGUAAAUUUAAUUAUUUUUAGUAUACAUACGAUUUUUUUUAAAUGUGAACAUUUUUCCAAAGUACAUAGGAUAACAUUUUUGUCUCAACACAUGAUAACAUUGGACAACAUUUUUUCAGGCGUAUCACCAUAUUGUCACAAUAUAUACAUGAUUGUAGCCAAGCAUGUUCAUUUUAUUCUAUUUUUUUGUAAACAUGAACAUUUAGAAAUAUGAGACUAGUAUUUUUUUAAUAUGAACCUGUUCAUUGACGAAUAGGACAAUUUUAUUUUUUUAUUUCUCCCUAUUUUUUCACUUUAAAUGGGUUUUAUAUAUGUUUUCUUUAAAAUAUUAAGUAAAAAUAAACUUCAGAAUACAAGCCUUUCAAAUCUUCUUGGGCCGGCCUACAUAAGAGCACUCACAGACAGAGCUAAAUUCAUGUGCUCCUUAAAAAAAAAAAAUCAUUUACAUGUUGUUUUGGUAGGUGUGGUGUGAAAAUAUAACUGAGUACCAGUACAUCCAAACGGUAACACUACCCUUUUCGAGUCAAUGCAAAGUCGACCCACACCCCGCACGAUACUGUCAAUCACCGUCCUCUGCUUUGUAGACGAGGAGAUAUAAGCUUAACAAUGCGCAGAGCAGGCACUAGGUUACGAUGGAGUGUACUUCCCGAUGCUUGCUUAAAAUUUAAAAUACUUGAACACCUACGGAACCAUGCCAGUGGAGCCAUCUUUGUCUUGUUAAUGUAUGGAGAUUGAGGACUGUUGUAGUGCUUUAGUUAGUAUAUAGAGGUUAAUUAACCACGACACAGUACUCUAAGCCGCAUCUGAAUCUAUUCCCAAGGUCCCAUCUCAGUCUUUGCCUGCUUAAAAUAUGUUGUUUAAAUUUUGUCGUACUUGUUGUAUUUUGGAGUCCAUUCUGUUUUCAGUUUUUUGUCCGUAUACACGUACUGUGUUACAAUUAGUUACUUUCUAAUAUCCAUUUCAUCAAUACUAAAAAUGUUGCAAGAUUGAUCAAAUUCUACACUUUUUAGAAACACCGAGAGUGACAUAAUCACUCACGUUGCAUUUCUCACUUUUUGGUCCACCAACUCCUCAAGAUAUCCUCCGCUGCCACUAUUGCUUUAGUUAUUUCUCCUUCAAGCUCCCUUGUUUAUGAUCCUCCUCCACUCCUGAUCUGUGGGCGCAUGAUUUUUUUUCUUCUUCUUGAAGAUUGCGGUAAAAAUGUUGUUUUGGUAAGUGUAGCAUGUAAGACUUAUGUGAGUCCAUUAGUCCAUCCAGUGUCUGCUUUGAGUGAAUGCAAAGUUGAAGUAAACUAAUGCACCGCCAGCUGCUUGGAUCGAUGGGAGAUAAGCUUAACAAUUCAAGCACCAGGUGGCUGGGCACCACAUUGUGUUUCGUGAUGCUUAAAAACCUAUGGACACGCGCGGUAGCAGUGGAGAAGAAAUACAGAGGCAUCUUAUGAAGGGUGGAAGAGGGAUCACGAGCUAGCGGUGAGAAGAGGGGGCUGCAGGUUCCUGAUUGAUUGAUGCUGCGAGAGUUCAAGGAGGAGGGGCAGAUCGUACCUCUCCUCGAGCAGCAGGUACGAUCUCCACCUAUUGAUGAUGCGGAGGAGGCCAAGGAAUCUCCUCAAGUGCCCAACAAUGUCUUCUCCGAUCCAGGUCCUUCUACCAGAAGAGAUGUUUCGAUCCGAGGCACAGAGAUUGGGUCCCCAAUCAGUGCUUCACUGGGCGCCAUGAGACCCCUUGUUGGGAAGCUGGAUAUGCUGCUGCAAGCUCCUCUUUUACAAGGAUGCUCCAACUCCAAGAGGGUCAAGAAGCUCAUGGAGGUGAUGCGCCUCCUCAAAGAUGACGUUGAAAAGAUGGACUCCUACCUUGAUCAACUAUCAGAGGUGGACGACCCUCCCAUGGCGGCCAAUUGCUGGAUGAAUGAGGCGCGCAACCUGUCUUAUGACAUGGAGGAUUAUAUUGACAGCUUAAUAUUUGCGCAGCCUGAGCAUCCCUCCCUUGUUCCCAACAACAUCAAGACAACCAGAUCCGGCCUCAAAUUCAGAUUCUUCCUCAAAUUCUUCAGUCAUGCCAAGACUACCAAGACUCAGGUUGUUAGUAUUGCGGAAACGCUAUCAGAAUUCAGGAUGUAUGUUCAGGAGGCGAUUGAACGGCACCAGAGAUACAGUCUCCAUUCUUGCAGCACACUGAAGCGGUGGUUUGUGCCCGUUGGCCCUACGGUUCCAGUUUCAGUGCCGUAUGAUGAAGAAGCGGCACACAUUGUAGUCGAUGGUUGGAUGAGUGAGUUUAUCAACUCACUGGGGGAGGAUCAAGAGCAGCAGCGGCAGCAGCAGCUCAAGGUGAUAGCUAUUCUUGGACCUUCAAGUCUCGGUAAAACUACACUUGCCAAACUGUUGUACAGUAGAAUUGGGAAGCAAUACCAUUGUCGAGCUUUCAUUCGGGUGUCCAAGAAACCCGAUAUGAAGAGGAUUUUCCGUGACAUUCUCUCGCAACUCCAGCAUCCGGACCCCCCACAGGAUUUUAAGGGGACUGACCUCAUUGAUAAUAUCAAGAUAUAUCUACGAAACAAAAGGUAUCUGAUUAUUAUUGACGAUCUAUGGGAAACAUCAGUAUGGGAUAUUAUUAGUCAUGCUUUUCCCGAGGGUAGUCGAGGCAGUACAAUAGUAACAACUACACAGAUCGAAGACGUUGCAGUAGCAUGUAGCUGUCAUCAGUCAGGGCAUGUCUUUGAAAUGAAACCUCUGGAUGAUGAUCACUCAAGAAAGCUAUUUUUUAACAGACUCUUUGGCUCUGAAAGUGAGUGUCCUGAUGAAUUGAAACAAGUUUGUGAUGAAAUUGCUGAAAUAUGUGAUGGUUUGCCGCUAGCCACAAUCAGCAUAGCUAGUCUUCUACUAAGCCAGCCUGCCAUGUCAAAUGAUUUCUUCACAUACAUCCAUCAGUCGUUAAUCUCUUGUUUCUCUGCAGUGCCUACUUCUGAAAGAAGUAGACAAGCACUGAAUCUGAGCUACAAUAAUCUUCCUCGUUAUUUGAAGACAUGCCUGCUCUACCUUAAUAUGUAUCCAGAGGGCUACACAUUCUUAAAGGGUGAUUUGGUUAAGCAAUGGGUGGCUGAAGGUCUGAUUUAUACAACAGAAGGGCAAGACAUUGAGAAAGUUGCAGAAAGCUAUUUAUAUCAGCUUAUUGGUAGAAGCUUCAUCCAGCCGAUGUGUGUCAACUACUACAAUGAGGUGUUGUCCUGUCAAGUGCAUGACAUGGUACAUGAUCUUAUUGCGCACAAAUCUGCAGAAGAUAAUUUCAUGGUGGCAAUAGACUACAGAUGUCAAAAGAAUGUGUCACUUUCUCAUAAGGCCCGUCGACUCUCGCUCAUAUUUGGUGAUGCGAGAUAUGCCAAGACACCAGCAAACAUCCGAAAAUCACUAGUUCGGUCAGUUAGAUUCUCUGGAUUGCUUGAGUCUAUGCCUUGUCUUACAGAGUUCAAGCUUGUUCGUGUCCUAAACCUUCAACUAAGUGGUCAAGGCCGCCGUGAUAAUGAUAUGGCAGACCUCACUGGGAUUUCAGAAAUGUUUCAGCUGGGAUAUUUGAAGAUUGCAAGCGAUGUCUGCAUCAAACUGCCGGACCAUGUACUACAGUGCCUGGGUACAUUGGAUAUUACCGAUGCAAGAUUUGCUCCUGUUCCAUGGGAUGUGAAUUUUCCACGCUUGCUGCACUUGCACCUUAGUCUUCCUGUCGAGAGAGAUCUGCUGGAUUGGAUAGACAGAACAAGGCCCCCCAGUUUAAUGAGCCUUGGCAAGCUAAACCACUUGCAGGAGCUUCAUCUUACCUUUUCUUCACUGUCUACUUUCCAGCAUGUGGCGAAAAACAUGGAAGCUCUGGGUUCUUUAAUCGGAGGUCAUGGCAACCUGAAAACUAUAGCAGUGGCUCAGGCCUCAUCAGUUAAAAAUACCGCGGCUUCGAAAACAUACAUUUCAUGGGAUUGCAUGGAACCUCCCCCCCUUCUCCAGAGAUUUGAAUUCUCGCCCCACAGCAGCUGCAUAUUCUCACAGGUACCUUCGUGGGUUGGAAAAGUUGACUACCUAUGCAUUUUGAAGAUUGCUGUGAAGGGACUGCCAGCACAUUGUGCUGAUAUUCUCAGAGGAUUGCCGGCACUCGCUGCCCUGUCGCUGUACGUGGAGACGCCGCCUGAUGACAAGAUCAUCUUUGACAAGGCCGGUUUCUCAGUUCUCAAGUACUUCAAGCUUACGUUCAUGCGGGGUAUAGCUUGGGUAAAAUUUGAGGCGGAUGCAAUGCCUAGUCUCUGGAAGCUCAAGCUGGUUUUCGACGCCAUCCCCCCACUGGACCAACAGUGGAAAACAUAUGCACAUAGUACGGCAUUAAUCAACAUUGAUUAUAUGCCAGGCCUUAGAGAGAUAUUCACAAAAUUUAGGGGUGCAGCUGCUGAUCUGGAGUAUGUCUCGAUGAUUGGCGUAGUUAGCAAUCAUCCGAGCAACCCUAUAAUUGACAUGCAAUUAGCAGAUUCUGGUUCCUAUAGCAACAAAAGCACCGAGACAGAAAUAACAACCAAAUGAGGUGAUUCAAUCUGCUUGUAGCUACGAGUACCAGCACAGGUCGGUUUCAGGUGCUAGUAAAGAGCAGAUAAUCUGGUGGCGCAGAAAUUGCUGUCCUGGCUUUCGCUUGCAUUGAGUUUGUGAAGCAUGUUGGGGAAAUGUCUUGAAUCCUCCUAGGCAUAUUGCCUGUUGUAACUUGAUACACAUCAUCAUCUGCAUGUUGUUGUUCGUGUGAGUUGUUAUGUUCUUGACAAACAGUCAGCUGAUAUUUAUGCUUCUUA
Messenger RNA from Aegilops tauschii subsp. strangulata, 5000 nucleotides. Lineage: Eukaryota; Viridiplantae; Streptophyta; Magnoliopsida; Poales; Poaceae. The record is from RefSeq and is a predicted model, not a curated record.